AUGAACGAGUCAUUGGAUAUUGAAAAUGCCAAGGCGAAGUUGAAGUUGGUGUUUUCUUUCUGGGAGAGUUGUGAAAAUAAAAGCUUUUCGCAGAGCAAGGCGUUUUGCGUUUUGUCUGGAAAGUCUAGCAAGGAGGAAAAUGCCACGACGCAAGAGCAGUUUCAGAUGUGGCUGUUGGGGUACCAACUUACAGAGACGUUUUUUCUGUUCCUGAACAAGGAAAAGUUAAUCAUUUUAACAAGUGACAAGAAAAAAAAAUUUUUGCAGCCGCUAUUGGAUAGCGUGGAAAAUGUACAAGUGAUGGAAAGAACCAAUGACAAUACGGAGAAUUUUAAUAAAAUAAAAAAAAUGAUUAAUGAGGUAGGAACGGAAGAAAUAGCUGUUCUGAAGGAUAAAGAUGCAAUGGGCAAUUUUUUUGAAAGUUGUUAUAAUUUUAUAAAAGCUUUAGAAAUUCCUCAGCUAGAUGUGAAUACCGAUUUGAAAUUUUUGUUGAAUUUUCGAUCCGAGUCAGAUAUAAAGAUUCAGAAAAGUGGGAGUGAUAUUGCUUGUAUUAUUUUAAAAAAUAUUUUAAUAACAACUAUAGAGAAUGCAUUAGACAGUGAGGAAUACCAGAGCCAUGACAAGAUAAAGGACAAGGCAUUAAAAUUUCAUGAAAAUAAAAAAUGUGUUUUGAAGUUGAAGGAAAAAUUGAAGGUUGAUAUAGACGACAUAGAUGUUAUAUAUAGUAAUGUACAAAGUGGAAAUGAAUUUACCUUAAAUUAUAAAAAUAGCAAUAACAAAAGUUACCUGUCCCAGAAUGAGGGUACUAUACUUGUUGGUGUGGGUGUGAAGUAUAAGGAGCUUUGUUCAAAUGUGAAUAGGACUCUUUUGCUAAAUGCGAAGACGCAACAUAAGGAGUUGUAUAGCUUCACUUUGGCUAUUGAAAAGUAUGUGAUUAAGGAAUGCCUGCAGGUGCAGAGUACAUAUGCAGAUGUGUAUAAAAAGGCGCUUAGUUUUGUUAAGACAAGUAAAAAGGAUUAUUCUACUUUGAGUGAGAUAAAUGUGGAAGAUUAUUUUGUCAAGUGCCUUGGACAUGUGAUUGGUAUUGAGUUCAUGGAGAAGGAUUUUUUAAUAACGGAAAAUAAUACAAGUGGAAUGAUUCAGAAGAAUACUUCUUAUAAUUUAUCGGUUGGAUUUGAAAAUGUGCCUGAGAAUGACAAGAACAAUUUUGCCAUAUGGAUCAGCGAUACGGUGUGCAUUAAUGACGCGGGGGAGGUCAAUGUACUUACGGACUCGAUUAGUAAAGAAAUAAAUACCAUUUCGUAUGAAUUGGAGGAUAGCAAGAGUGAAGAGGAGAAUGAUACUAAGGUGAAGAGUGAAAAGAAGGAACAAAAUGGAGAUUAUAAAAAAGAGAAGACCGGAAUUUCUGCUAGCAUUUUAAACAAUGCAGCUAGUGUUAUUGUGUCAGAUAGGUUAAGGAGGAGAAAUAAGAAUUCCCUCGCUCAUAACAAUGAACAAGAAAUGGAAGAAUUAAACAAAAGACAAAGUGAACUUAAGGAGAAAAAAAUGAAUGAAAUUAAAAUUCGAUUUUCCAAAGGAACAAGUGAUUACAAGGAUCCAAAUAAGAAAAAUGUGAAAAAGUUAGAAGAUGUAAAAGCGUACAAUGAUGUUGAUAUGCUUCCUAGAGAUUUGAGGCCAAACAUAAUAUGUGUUGAUAAUAAGCAUGAAUGUAUUUUACUUCCAAUCAACGGGGCACAUAUUCCAUUUCAUGUUUCCACGAUAAAAAAUUUGAGCUCGAAUUAUGAAGACAAUAAUGAUAUAUUCGUGUUGCGUAUAAAUUUUCAAGUACCAGGAGGGCAAGGGGUGUUGAAAGGCGAUUUCAAUACAUUCCCCACUCUGCAGGAAAAGGAAAUGUAUAUAAAGGAGUUGAUAUUUAAAUCGAAUGAUGAAAGGCAUUUUCAAAAUAUUGUUAAACAGGUGAAGGAUCUUAUAAAGCAUGUGAAGCAGAAGGAAGUGGAAGCGGAUGUGAAUGAUCCCCAACAUGCUCAGGAAAAAUUAAUAUUGAACAAAAGUGGAAGAAGAAUUAUGCUGAGAGAUCUUAUGACCAGACCCAAUAUAUUCACAGGAAGAAAAAUAUUAGGAACGUUGGAGCUACACACAAAUGGGGUCAGGUAUUCUGCAAAUUCUCGAGGAACGACAGAAUAUAUUGACAUCCUUUUUGAUGAUAUAAAAUAUGCCUUUUAUCAGCCUUGCGAUGGACAAUUAAUUAUUUUAAUUCACUUCCACUUGAAGAGGUAUAUUAUGGUUGGAAAGAAGAAGACGCUGGAUGUGCAAUUUUACUGCGAGGCAGGAACCCAAAUUGAUGACCUCGAUCGAGCCAAGGCAAGGAAUGUGUAUGACCCAGAUGAAAUGCAUGACGAAAUGAAAGAAAGGGAACAGAAAAAUCGACUCAAUUUAAUUUUUAAAAAUUUCGUACAACAAAUGCAAGAUAUUUCCAAAAUAGAAUUCGAAAUUCCCUAUCCUGAAUUGACCUUUUCUGGAGUUCCAAAUAAAAGUAACGUGGAAAUUUUUGUAACAGCAAAUACGAUUAAUCACCUUGUGGAAUGGCCACCUUUUAUCCUGUCCGUGGAAGAUAUUGAAAUUGCUUCCCUCGAAAGAAUACACCAUGGGUUACGUAACUUCGAUAUGAUUUUUGUAUUUAAGGAUUACACCAAGCCUGUGAAGCGUAUUGAUGUGAUACCCACUGAGUAUAUUGACACUAUUAAGAAGUGGCUGACCACCAUUGACAUUGUGUACUAUGAGGGGAAGAACAACCUUCAGUGGGGAAAUAUUUUGAAGACCAUUUUGGCCGACAUUGACUCGUUCGUUGAAUCGAAGGGGUUCGACGGGUUCCUUGGCGACGAUGACGAGGAGGAUGAGCAGUCUGCCGAGGAUGAGGACGACGACGACGAGUACGAGCUGGACGAGUCGGAGAUGAGCGCCGAGGACGACAGCGACUACGAUGACAGCGAAGACGAGAGCCUCGCCACGGAGAGCGACGGGGAAGGGGAAGUCGAGGAGGACUCCGACGACGAGGGACUCUCUUGGGACGAGCUCGAGGAGCGGGCCAAAAAGGACGACAAAAAGCGAUUCGCGUACAAGAGCGACGACGACGAAGGAUACAACAAGAGGAAGAAGAAGAAAAAGAAUUAA
This is a messenger RNA of Plasmodium fragile, 3171 nucleotides long. RefSeq lists its product as uncharacterized. Bases 1 to 3171 code for a protein of 1056 amino acids. Gene Ontology annotation, biological process: positive regulation of transcription elongation by RNA polymerase II; transcription elongation by RNA polymerase II. Gene Ontology annotation, cellular component: FACT complex. The record is from RefSeq and is a predicted model, not a curated record. Gene Ontology annotation, molecular function: nucleosome binding. The transcript is spliced from 3 exons. Lineage: Eukaryota; Apicomplexa; Aconoidasida; Haemosporida; Plasmodiidae.